AGUUUGACAUUAAGAUUUUCAUGUGAAUUUAUUAGCAUGCGUAUAAAAGUUAAUUUGUUUAAAUGAUAAUCCAUAUGGGAUUAUAAAAUCAUGAUAGACAAUUAUGUUGCCUAAAUAUGACUAAGAUACUAAGCUAGGUAAUUAACUAGGCUAAUUUUCAUAAUAUUUUAAUUUCUGGAUGAUGAUUGGGAACAUAGUGAACUCUCGACUCCAUGAUUAAUAUAUGUGUUUAUUACCUUAGUCAAUUGAUGCUUAGUUUCAUAGUAUGUAUGUGUGUUGAACAUAGUGCCUUGCGUUUUAUUAUUUUAAUGGUUCUCAUUAUUUUUUUGUGUGUUAAAGAAUGACUACUGCUUCGAAAAACAUUGUUGUUGAGCUUAACAAAGGGUUGAAACUCAAUGGUGACAACUAUGAAACUUGGAGUUUGAAAGUUCAAUAUGUGCUGGAAGAGCAAGAGGCUCUGGAGGCCAUUAACAAUGUCAUGAAUGAGCCUGAGGAUGGCAACACGGUUCAGCAUAGGCGUGACCGUGAAGCGUAUUAUGCUUGGAGGAAAAAGGACUCCACUGCUCGCAUUACGUUGCUAAGCACCUUGGAUGAUGACAUCCUAAGGGAGUUCAAGGAUCACCAAAGGGCUAUGGAACUUUGGAUUGCUUUGAAGAAUAGGUUUGGUACCUGUUCUACUGCAAGGCUAAGAUCCUUGACGAUCAAGUUUGACUCAUACAAGAAACGCCCAGAGCAUUCAAUGAAAACGCAUCUGAGGCAAAUGACAAACAUGAUCGGGGUGUUAAAAGAUGCUGGUCAUGUGUUGACCGAUGAACAACAAAUUCAAGCUGUCAUACGCUCUUUGCCUAGUUCGUGGGAUCAUAUGAAGAUGCACUUGACUCAUAGUGAAAGAAUCACAACUCGGGAAGAUGUCCGGAGGCAUCUUGAGUUAUAGGAGGAAUGACUUGAGGCAGGCUGCAAAGCCAAUAGCUGAGUUGCACAUGGCAACAACCUCCAAAAACAAAGGUGAUCCAAAGCGAAAGAACUGGGGAAAGAAGAGAGGGCCACCUCAAACUCAGCCAGCUCAGCCUGCUAAACGAGCAAAGACUGAAAAAGGAAAGAAUAGACGUCCCAAACGUGUCAAUGUUGCUAAAGUGAAGUGCUAUAAUUGUGACAAGAAGGGUCACUAUGCUAAGGAUUGCUCUGAGCCUCCUAGAAAGACUCGGGAGCAACGGACCACAUAGCUUGGGAGCACAAUGCUUUUGUUGAAUUUCGGUGAGUUUCACGUGGAGCAAAGUGGAUAUAUGUGGGAAACAACAAUAAAGUUGUUGUUGAAGGGAUCGGUACAUGCAAGUUAGUCCUGCGUGGCGGUUGAGAUCUAAUUCUACGUGAUGUCCUCUAUGCACCAACAAUUCGUUGGAAUGUUAUUUCAGUCUCUGUUUUGCUUAGGCUAGGAUUUAGCUUGUUUUUUCAUGACACUUAUCUCAAGUUGACUUAUGAUUCAACAUUAUUUGGUUUUGGUCAUGUGACCGGAGG
Molecule: messenger RNA, 1515 nt
Organism: Lycium ferocissimum
Lineage: Eukaryota; Viridiplantae; Streptophyta; Magnoliopsida; Solanales; Solanaceae
Exons: 2
Coding region: 341-934 (197 amino acids)
Source: RefSeq, a predicted model, not a curated record